Carassius carassius (crucian carp) is the source of this 1559-nucleotide messenger RNA. RefSeq names its product ribonuclease inhibitor-like. The transcript is spliced from 9 exons. Lineage: Eukaryota; Metazoa; Chordata; Actinopteri; Cypriniformes; Cyprinidae. Bases 87 to 1559 code for a protein of 490 amino acids. Gene Ontology annotation, molecular function: protein binding. The record is from RefSeq and is a predicted model, not a curated record.
GGCUAAAUGAUUGUAGCUUAACUGACAAAAGCUGUCCAGCUCUGGCUGCAGUUCUUGGAUCAGAUACCAAUCUGAAAGAGCUGAACAUGAACAAUAAUAAUCUGCAGGAUUUAGGAGUGAAGCUGCUCUGCACUGGACUUAAGGAUAUAAAUUGCAAACUAGAGAUACUGAGUCUGAAGAACAACUGUAUCACAGAAGGAGGUUGUCAUGUUCUGGCUGCAGCUCUAAAUUCAAACCCUUCAAAUCUGACAGAGCUGGAUCUGAGCAGGAAUCAAAUAGGAGACUCUGGAGUGACAGAAAUCUCCAGUCUGCUGAGAAAUUCACAGACACUACAGAUACUCAGACUUUCAGACUGCAGUAUCAGUGAAGAAGGUUAUAAAGCUCUGUCUUCAGCUCUGAGAUCAAACCCUUCACACCUGAUAGAGCUGGAUCUCACAGGAAAUGAUCCUGGAGAAUCAGGAGUGAAGCAGCUCAGUGAUUUACUACAGGAUCCAAACUGUCAACUCAAGACACUGAGGUUUUUGGGUCCUGCUGCAGAUGAAGGCUGUCAGUAUGUGACUGGAAUUGUGGGUAAAAACCUGUUACUCCUGAGAGAGCUGGAUCUGAGUGGACGUAAACUAGGAGACACAGGAGUGAAUCAGAUCUCUGCUCUACUGCAGGAUAAACACUGUACACUCAACACACUGAAUCUGUGGAGAUGCAGUAUUACAGAGAAACAGUGUCUCAUCCUGACUUCAGCUCUGAAAUCAAACCCAUCACACCUGAGAGAACUGAACCUGAGCGGGAAUAAACUACUAGGAGACUCUGGAGUGAAACACCUCAGUGAUCUACUGAUGAACACACAAUUCAAGCUGGAGAAACUAGAUCUGUGUGGAUGCAGUAUUACAGAGAAACAGUGUCUCAUCCUGACUUCAGCUCUGAAAUCAAACCCAUCACACCUGAGAGAACUGAACCUGAGCAGGAAUAAACUACUAGGAGACUCUGGAGUGAAACACCUCAGUGAUCUACUGAUGAACACACAAUUCAAGCUGGAGAAACUAGAUCUGUGUGGAUGCAGUAUUACAGAGAAACAGUGUCUCAUCCUGACUUCAGCUCUGAAAUCAAACCCAUCACACCUGAGAGAACUGAACCUGAGCAGGAAUGAACUACUAGGAGACUCUGGAGUGAAACACCUCAGUGAUCUACUGAUGAACACACAAUUCAAGCUGGAGAAACUAGAUCUGUGUGGAUGCAGUAUUACAGAGAAACAGUGUCUCAUCCUGACUUCAGCUCUGAAAUCAAACCCAUCACACCUGAGAGAACUGAACCUGAGCUGGAAUCAAAUAAAAAACCCAGGACUGAAUCACUUAUGUGACGUACUGAAGGAUUCACGCUGUAAACUGGAGAGAUUGAGACUUCAUGUCUGUGACAUUACAGAUGUUUCUUCUUUAACUCAGUCUUUGACAAACACAAAAGCUCUGCAGUUUCUAAAAGAGCUUGAUCUGAGUGAUAAUGAGAUUGGAGACUCAAACCAGAAGCUCAUUGAUGUGCUACGAGACUCAAACUGUGAACUGAUGUGA